AUCAAAAAUCCACACUUUCUUUUUCAUUUAUUUUCUCUCCAAACAAACAAACUUGUUAUUCUCUCUCUCUCUUCUGAAAAGAUAAAGUUGGUGAAAAAUGAAAGCUUCCUCUUGUGCAGAUGAUUUUUAAUUCCUAUGAUUGAUAAUUAUGGUUUUCAUUUCUCUCUGUUUUAGAGCCUAGGAGGAAGAAGAGAGAAUCUGACAUUCCUAACCGUGACGUAAAUCUCUCUCUCUCGUUUCCUCCCCAGGGAAUAUAGGUCUUUGGAAGUAUUGCAAGAAAAGCCAUGAUUCCGGUUCCGAAUGAGUCGACAUUGGCUGAAUCGUCUGGGUCUUCAAGCUCGAAUUCCUUUUCUCUUAAGGGAUCUGUGGAUGAGAAUCGUCGUUUCAAUGGACUUAGAAGCGUAAAGUGGCGUAUAAAUCUUGGGAUUUUGCCAUCGUCGUCUUCUUCCCCUUCUUCCAUUGACGAUCUUCGUCGCGUCACAGCUGAUUCUCGUAGGAGAUAUGCUGGAUUAAGAAGACGCCUUCUUGUUGAUCCACAUAUCCUGAAGAAAGGGAACAGUUCUUCAGAUGUGGUCAUUGACAAUCCACUGUCGCAAAACCCAGAUAGCACUUGGGGUCGCUUCUUUCGAAAUGCGGAACUGGAGAAAAUGGUUGACCAAGAUUUAUCCAGGUUAUACCCAGAACAUGGGAGCUACUUCCAGACACCAGGAUGCCAGGGCAUGUUAAGAAGAAUAUUGUUAUUGUGGUGCCUUAGACAUUCUGAGUUUGGUUACAGACAAGGAAUGCAUGAACUCUUGGCUCCUCUUCUAUAUGUUCUUCAUGUUGAUGUAGAGCGUCUUUCACAUGUGCGAACAGUCUAUGAAGACCAUUUCAUGGACAAAUUUGAUGGUCUAUCAUUUCAAGACAAUGAUACAUAUAAUUUUGAUUACAGAAGAUCUUCUGAUUAUACUGAAGAUAACAUUGACUCCCAUGAAAAUGUGUCAAAAGCGAGAAGUCUUAAUGAGCUUGAUCCUGAGAUACAGACAAUAAUAUUACUAAGUGACCCUUAUGGUGCUGAAGGUGAAUUGGGUAUUGUUAUUUCAGAGAAAUUUAUGGAGCAUGAUGCUUAUUGCCUGUUUGAUGCUUUGAUGAAUGGAGCCAAUGGUGCAGUUGCCAUGGCAGAGUUCUUCUCUCCAUCUCCUGCUCGUGAAUCCCAAUCUGGCUUACCCCCUGUGAUUGAAGCUUCUGCUGCAUUGUAUCAUCUGUUGUUGUUUGUUGACCCAUCUCUACAUAGCCAUCUAGUGGAGCUUGGUGUUGAGCCACAGUAUUUUGCACUCCGCUGGUUGCGAGUCCUAUUUGGACGUGAAUUUUCGCUAGGAGGUCUGUUGACAAUUUGGGAUGAGAUAUUCGCAUCAGAAAAUAAAAAAUUGGAGAAAAGUGGAGAAGAUGAUGGAGGCUCAUAUGGGGUCCUUUGUUCUUCUCGAGGAGCAUUUAUUUCAGCUGUAGCAGUUUCUAUGUUACUUCAUUUGAGAUCUUCCUUACUUGGCACUGAGCAUGCUACUUCAUGUCUUCAGAGGUUAUUGAAUUUCCCUGAGAAUGUGGAUUUGAAAAAAUUGUUGGAGAAAGCCAAGUCUCUGCAGACUCUUGCAUUGAACAGUAAUAUCUCAUCUUCAUCCUCUUAUAAUGGAACUUUUAACCACUCUAAAUCUAUGGUUGUGAGAGGUUCCAGUGAAUCAAUUGAUUCUUCUCCAACGUCUCCAUUAAAUUUGGUAUCUGUAAGUUACUGGGAAGAGAAGUGGAGAGUUCACCAUAGAGAAGAAGAGCUCAGAAAAGAUAGCUUGAAGAAAAAUGUUCCAACACAGAAGAAAGGAUGGACCGAUAAAGUAAAAUUAAGACUGUCUAGAACGGAGUCAGACCCAUGUCCAAGCAAUUUUGUGAAAAGCAAAAAGAACCCUAAGCCAUCUGUUAGGCGACGAUUGCUGGAAGAUCUUUCCCGGGAACUUGGUUUGGAAGAUGAUAUGGGCAAUGUAGGUAGUCAUGAAGUUUCAGGCAAUACAGAUAUUAUUUCAGCAGAAGUAGAACAUAGUAGAGAAGAUGGUUUUUGUCAGGAGAUUGUCUGCAUUUCUGAGGAUAGAUGUUCGAGCGGAAAUGCUGGGAGUGAAGAAAAUUCAUCUAUUUUCUCAGAUCCAACAAGUCCUCAUAGUGAAACUAAUGAUCAUGAAAAUGAUUCAGAGAAAAGUAGUGUUGCAUCUAAUUUAUCUCUUGACGAGAAUGAUGAACAUGCCCAGAAUAUUUCGGAGGAUUCACCACUUCCAAUUUCUCAUCCCCCCGAGGUUGUCUCUCAAAAAUCUGAAUGCAAAAAUGAUUCACUGGGAAAUCCAGUGACAGAGUUAAAAGAGAAAAAACCUAUUUCAGGUAAAUUUCAAUGGUUUUGGAAGUUUGGAAGGAAUCCUACUAUUGAAGGGAUGUCUGAGAAAGGAGGCAAUUCUGAGGCUACAAAGUCUGCCAGUGAAGAAAGUCAUCAGAAAACUUCAACUGUUUCUGAGGAUGAUGGGUCUGGUAAUUGGGAGUCUACAAAGUCUGGCAAAGGAGAUGUCGUUGAUCAGAAUGUGAUGGGUACUUUAAAGAAUCUUGGGCAUUCUAUGCUUGAACAUAUUCAGGUAAUCGAGUCGGUAUUCCAACAAGAUAGGGCGACUCAAGCAGGGUCAUUGGAGAAUUUCUCGAAAAACAUUCUAGUAGGCAAAGGACAAGUAACAGCAAUGGCUGCUCUCAAGGAACUUCGAAAAAUAAGCAAUCUUUUAUCAGAGAUGUGAGGUGCAUAAUGUUUCCUUGUUCCAUAUCUACUUGUAUAUACAUUUUGUAAUUAUUAUUAUUUUUUAGCGCCACAAUAAAUGAGGUCUAUUGCUUUUCUCAUCUUGUUCUGUUCUGAUCUGAUCAAAUUCAAAUUUUGGCAGUGCUGUAUUGUGGUAGAGACUAGAGAGAGAUUUAAAAUGUAAAGAUAUAUAUGAGUGAGCCUUGUGUAAUGAUCUUGUUAAUUUAGUUCUUCUGAGUAAAAGCCAACGCUUGUUUGAGAA
Molecule: messenger RNA, 3053 nt
Organism: Cannabis sativa
Lineage: Eukaryota; Viridiplantae; Streptophyta; Magnoliopsida; Rosales; Cannabaceae
Exons: 6
Coding region: 285-2792 (835 amino acids)
Biological process (GO): activation of GTPase activity
Molecular function (GO): GTPase activator activity
Source: RefSeq, a predicted model, not a curated record